CGUUGACAGGCGCCCUCGCGCUGACGUCGCUGACCCCCCUUUCACUGCCUCUGCAGUCUUUCUGUGCCAUGUCUCGCUCUAUUGCAGCAAGAAUCGAGACAGAUGAAGGUCAGCCUUCUUGAAGCGCAGCACUCUCUGGUCUAUGACAGGCUUGCCCUAAGCUCCAUAUUCGCGACGGUCUAUUCCAUCCUGACAUGCACACUCAUCAUGCUCUUAUGCGUUGUAUGUGGACACAAGUCUCUCGACUCCGCAUGUCUAAGCAGUGCAUCGAAGACGAACGACCAGGAGCCCUAUGGCCCCUCACUGUCCCUCUUUGCACCAUUCUGCCAUCGUUAUCGUGUCGUCACUCCCCUCCACACGUGCUCCUCCGUCGAGAGGCUGCCAAUUGAUCGAGAGAUGUUCCUGUGUCUAUUCGCGACGCUUGCGCUGCUGGGUCAGGCCCUGUGUCUUGUCGGAUACCACAUUCAUACUCAUCUGGAGGCCUAUUGUGAUCUCUCGGAAUCGUACGAUCUGUUCUUUGAGACGUCCCAAUCUCGACCGCCAUUCGCCAAUCUACUUAUCACGCCCACGUUUCAGAGCUACACAAUCGAGACAGCAAGCGCACCUAGCAGUAUGCAGGCUCGUGCUGACGAUGCAUGCUCAGAUUGACAGCUUUGAGCUGCUGCGCCAAGUUCGCGUCGCCCCUCGUGAGCGCUCGGCAACGCUGGAGGUCGAAUUCAUCGCCAGGCCCCUGAAUCCAGGCUAUCAUGAUUGCUGUCACGCAAUAGUCAGCGCUAAUGUGCUUGCUAAAGCUUAUGAAUUCUCGUACAGCAUCCGUUCGACCCACGUCGAGUUCAUCUGCUGGCCCCAUCCACGAGCAAGAUCUCUG
Messenger RNA from Mixia osmundae IAM 14324, 868 nucleotides. RefSeq lists its product as uncharacterized. The record is from RefSeq and is a predicted model, not a curated record. The coding region runs from base 208 to 648 and encodes 146 amino acids. The transcript is spliced from 2 exons. NCBI's taxonomy places the organism in Eukaryota, Fungi, Basidiomycota, Mixiomycetes, Mixiales, Mixiaceae.